AGUCCCGGCGGUUAACCGUGGACGCGAAAGGUAAGAAGGAUGGUCGCUGCUAUAAAUAGCGGUUGCCCCCAUGUUUCGGCUUCUAGAGUUCACACUUUGAGUCUUGGAAGGAAAACAACUUAUUUUUUCUUGUUCUCCUUAACGAUUGUUUAGGGUUUCUUUCUCUGUAUUUAUUGCCUGCCAUUUUUGACGAAGAGAGGUUUUGGAGCAUUGUUUAUCUGCCAUUGAAGUUUUUUUUUUUGGGGAUUUUUCGGGUUUUUUUUUGCACGAUUCUUUUGCGAAGUAGGGGUGAUUAUUCUCUGUCCUCGGUUAUCUGCAUCUGAGGUUUCUAGGGUUUCGAGCCUUUACUUGGCCGAAACACGGGGCGAUUCUUCUUAAUUCUAUUGGAGAAGUAUAGAUUCUAGCGUUUUCGUGCCAUUGUUGUUGACUAAAAGCUCAAGAAAGCUCUCUAAAUAGUCCAAGAUCUGAAGGCUUCUAUUGCUUGAAGAAACUCUCUCUUCUGAAAAGAAAAUCAAGGAAAACUUAAAAAACAGAGGAUCUGAAUUUCUUUCCCUGCUAUCAUCACUCGAAAAGGACUGAAUUUUGGUGAGAAGGCGUUUUCUUUUGAGGUGUUACUGAAUCAUGGUAGUGGGAGCAGAGGUAUGCCACCGGAACAUUCCGGUGUUGGAUGUUCAGUUCAAUAGAUGCAUCACUAAGGGAAACAAUAUUCAAAAGAUAGAAGAGAUGGUUGAAAUAUCUUCUCCUAAACCUGUUCUUCGAGGGAUUCACACAUCUGCUACUGUCUCUGUUGAGGCUUCCCUUGCCGAACUGGAUCUAAGAGAUUGCAACUCCAUCUCAGAUACCUCUGUUGACAUGGGUGUCCUGCAAUUCAUCCCAACCAUCCGAUCUGGUAGCUUUUCAGACAUCGGACCAGUAAGAUGCAUGGAAGACGAACACAUCAGGAUCGAUGAUCUUGCUAUGCACUUGGGUUCGAUGUUUAGGUGUCCCAUGCCAAGUGCCUUCUAUGGGGUGUUUGAUGGGCAUGGAGGUCCUGAUGCUUCUGCUUUUAUGAGGAAGAAUGCCCUGAGAUUCUUCUUCCAUGACACUGAUUUUCCACAGGCGCUUGUGGCUGAUGACACAUUCAUAGAGGGAAUGGAGAAUUCUGUUCGGGAAGCCUUCCUUACUGCAGACCUUGCCUUGGGCAGUGACUGUAGCAUCAGUAGUUCUUCGGGGACAACUGUCCUGACUGCUCUCAUUUUUGGAAGGCUCCUGCUGGUUGCAAAUGCAGGCGACUGCCGGGCUGUCCUCUGUCGCAAAGGGGAGGCUGUGGAUAUGUCGCAUGACCACAAGCCCCUCUCCCCUUCUGAGCGGCAGCGUGUGGAGUCAUGCAAUGCCUCUGUCGAUGACGGUGGGUACCUGAAUGGCCUCCUUGGCGUGACACGGGCCCUCGGUGACUGGGACAUCAAGGGCAGUCCAACAGCAGCCUCCACUUCGCCACUCAUCGCCGAGCCCGAGUUUAGGCGCACAUUACUCAGCGAGGAUGAUGAGUUCUUGAUAAUGGGAUGCGAUGGAAUAUGGGAUGUGAUGACAAGUGAGAAAGCAGUUGGAAUUGUGCGGCGAGGGCUAAGGAGGCAUAAUGAUCCCGAGAGGUGCGCGAGGGAAUUGGUGAUGGAGGCGUUGAGAUUGCAUACAUUUGAUAAUCUCACUGUUAUUGUGGUUUGCUUCUCUUCACCUUCUUCGAUAGGGCCAGGGGCAUCCUCUUUUUGUGAGCAUAGUAGGCCAAGGUUGCUCUGCUCAUUGUCACCUGAGGCUCUUAGGAAACUUAGAUCGUUGCUUUGUGAUCAGUGAUGUGAUGAAGCUGCUCUGCAGCACACCCCCAUCCCUCUCUCUCCCUUCCUCUGCUUGCUGCUGCUGAGGUUGUUUUGUAUGUGAAUUUCGAUACCCGGCAUGAAUUUCCUUGUGAUGCCCCGUCUCUCUCUUACCGGCAGUUCGGUGGCAGCUAUCAGGCGCGGCGCCAUCUCUUUCUGUAUCUAAUCUAGCUGCUGUUGACAUGGGUUCAUCUUGAAAUGGCCGUCCAUCUCUUUCUCUGCCUCUCUAAAGGCCCCUUGGUUGGUGAGCAUCACCUGGGGGUUGGUUUUCUAAAUGAGGGGAACUCUGUUUUGUGGCUGUUUCAGGGGCAUUCAAAAAACAGCCAGCAGUUUUGUAGGGGUGUUGAGUUGUAUUACUUCUUUUUAUUUUUAUUAUUAUUAUUUGCUUUUGUUGUGUGAAUGUACAUAGAUAGUACCAAUGCCCUUUUGUAUUUAUUAGUGAAUUCAUUUAGGGAGGGAUGAGGCGUUUUAGGAAGCUUGGUGUUUUGCUGUACUCUGGUUUCACGUGUAUAUAAAAAUGUUUAAUUCAUUUGCGGCA
Messenger RNA from Amborella trichopoda, 2385 nucleotides. Its product is annotated as Protein phosphatase 2C family protein. Gene Ontology annotation, biological process: protein dephosphorylation. The record is from RefSeq and is a predicted model, not a curated record. Gene Ontology annotation, molecular function: protein serine/threonine phosphatase activity; cation binding. NCBI's taxonomy places the organism in Eukaryota, Viridiplantae, Streptophyta, Magnoliopsida, Amborellales, Amborellaceae.